Messenger RNA from Prionailurus viverrinus (fishing cat), 1030 nucleotides. RefSeq names its product olfactory receptor 51I2-like. Gene Ontology annotation, molecular function: G protein-coupled receptor activity; olfactory receptor activity. The transcript is spliced from 2 exons. Gene Ontology annotation, cellular component: membrane. Gene Ontology annotation, biological process: G protein-coupled receptor signaling pathway. The record is from RefSeq and is a predicted model, not a curated record. Lineage: Eukaryota; Metazoa; Chordata; Mammalia; Carnivora; Felidae. Bases 83 to 1030 code for a protein of 315 amino acids.
GGGAUAUUCAGGUUAUGACUGGUCCCCUGUGAUGGGGGGAAGAGCUGCAGAAGGGUGAAGGCUUAUCUCUGCUGUUGGUGACAUGGGAGCUGAAAGCAAUGGAAGUCUUGACCUAUCCGUCUUCCUGACUGGCAUCCCAGGAUUGGAGGCCCAACAUGGCUGGCUUUCCAUUCCUUUCUUCACUGUGUAUAUUGUGGCCAUUGUGGGUAACAACCUAAUCAUGGCAGCAGUGCAGGCAGACCCUGCCCUACACGAGCCCAUGUACUUGUUUCUCUCCAUGUUGGCUGUGACAGAGGUGGGUGUUUCUGUGUCUACACUGCCCACUGUCAUGGGUAUUCUUUGGUUUGAUGCCCGCCAGAUUGACUUGGAUGGCUGCCUGGCUCAGAUGUUCUUCAUCCACACUUUCUCCUGCAUGGAAUCAGGGGUCCUGUUGGCCAUGAGUUAUGACCGCUUUGUGGCCAUCUACAGUCCACUGCGAUAUACAGCCAUCCUAACCCUGCCACGUAUCAUUUGCAUGGGUCUGGGCAUCACACUGAAGAGUGUGACGCUCAUGGCCCCACUUCCAGUCCUUUUGAAACAACUGCCCUAUUGCCACACCAAUGUACUCUCCCAUUCCUACUGCCUCCACUCAGACCUGAUCCAGCUGCCUUGUGCUGAUACGAAGCUCAGUAGCAUCCUGGGUUUGGCCAUUGUCCUGGCCACUUUUGGGCUGGACUCACUGCUUAUCAUUGUCUCUUAUGUGCUGAUUCUUUACACGGUGCUGGGCAUUGCUUCUGGGGAGGGACGGCGGAAGGCCCUCAACACGUGUGUGUCACAUAUCUGUGCAGUGCUCAUGUACUACGUGCCCAUGAUUGGUGUGUCUGUGAUGCAUCGUGCUGCCAAGCAUGCCUCCCCCCUGGUCCACACACUCAUGUCUAGCAUCUACCUCUUUGUGCCUCCUGUGCUCAACCCCAUCAUCUACAGUGUCAAGACUAAGCCAAUCCGACAGGGGAUUUUCACCUUGUUCUCCUGCAAGAGGAAAUUUCUCUGA